Messenger RNA from Momordica charantia (bitter melon), 2254 nucleotides. RefSeq names its product Tetratricopeptide repeat (TPR)-like superfamily protein. Gene Ontology annotation, molecular function: protein binding; RNA binding. Lineage: Eukaryota; Viridiplantae; Streptophyta; Magnoliopsida; Cucurbitales; Cucurbitaceae. The record is from RefSeq and is a predicted model, not a curated record. Gene Ontology annotation, biological process: RNA modification.
UCUCCUCAGUUCUAAGUGUUUUUCUUUUUAAUCUAAUUUUCCAGCGAUCGUCUUUAGAAAAAGAACCUUGAAUUGAAUUGUGAAACCCAUUUGAUAGUUUAUGAUCCAACUUUUCAUGUCCUUUUACCUCCACAUCCUCACGUCAGAGCUUUCCAAGAGCUAUCUAACUCUUUUACGAACAAAGGAAUUGCAUGCUUUGAUUACCAAAACCCCUCUUGCUUGCGACGCAUUUUAUGCAACUAGAAUUGUUUGUCUGUAUUCUGUCAAUGGUAGACUUGACUAUGGCCGCCAUGUGUUCGAUAAAACUCCCCACCGAAGUGUCUACCUCUGGAACUCUAUCAUCCGAGCUUACGCGAAAGCCCAUAAAUUCGGUGAUGCAUUAUCUCUAUUCUUUAGGAUGCUUAGAAGUGAGACUAAGCCCGAUAACUUCACUUAUUCGUGCAUUAUAAAGGCAUGUUCUGAGAGUUUCCAUAGAGAACGGCUGAAACUUGUUCAUGGACGAGCUUUGGCAUCUGGGUUUGGAUUAGACCCUAUCUGUUGCAGCGCACUAGUGGCUGCAUACUCAAAUCUGGACCUUAUUGAAGAAGCAGGCAAGGUGUUUGAUGGAAUGCCUCAUCCGGACUUGGUUCUGUGGAAUUCAAUUAUUUCUGGUUUUGGGUAUUGCGGGUUUUGGAAUCAGGGGCUGUUGCUAUUCUCUAGGAUGAGGAAUUCGGGAGAACGUCCUGAUGGAUACACGGUCGUUGGUGUAGCAUCGGGUAUAGCAGAACCCAUCCUACUGAAUAUUGGCAAAGGUAUACAUGGAUUUUGUCUCAAGUGUAAUUUUGACUCUGAUGAACACGUAGCUAGUGCAAUAGUGAGCAUGUACUCGAGAUGUAGAAGCAUGGAUUCAGCAUAUUUAGUGUUUAGCAGUUUAUUACAGCCUGAUUUAGUAACAUGGUCCGCUUUAAUAACUGGCUAUUCUCAAUCUCGUGAUUUUGGGAAGGCACUGUUUUUCUUUCAGAAACUGAAUAUGCAGGGUAAGAAGCCAGAUUCCAUUUUGAUUGCCAGCAUUUUGGCUGCUGCUGCUCAAUCAACUAACAUAAGGUCUGGUAUUGAGAUACAUGGUUAUGUUCUUCGACAUGGGAUUGAGUUAAACGAGAUGGUAUCCUCUUCUCUCAUAGAUAUGUAUUCCAAGUGUGGUUUUCUGAAUUUGGGAAUUCAUGUUUUUCAUAUUUUGCCACAAAAAAGUAUUUUGUCAUAUAAUUCUGUAAUAUGGGGAGUCGGUCUUCAUGGACUUGCAUCAAAGGCAUUGGAAAUGUUUGAGGAGUUGCUAGAUUUUGGCCUUGUGCCUAAUGAAUCCACUUUCUCUGCUCUCCUCUGUGCAUGCUGCCAUGCUGGCCUCAACUCUGUUGGCAAGGAAAUUUUUAGAAGAAUGAAAGAUGAGUUUUACAUCAAAUACAGAGCAGACCAUUAUGUUUACAUAGUAAAACUUCUUGGAAUGACUGGGGAGUUAGAAGAGGCUUACAAUCUUAUCCUGUCCUUACCAGAAUCUGUGGACUCUGGUAUUUGGGGGGCUCUGUUGUCCUGCUGUGAUGCUUGUGGAAACCCUGAACUGGCUGAAAUUGUUGCACAACAGCUCUUAGACAAUAAUGAAAAAACUGCUUACAAAGUCAUGCUCUCUAAUAUCUAUGCUGGAGAGGGGAGAUGGGAUGAUGUGAAGAAGUUAAGGGAUACAAUGACUGCAAACGAACGAGGAAAGUUGCCUGGGCUUAGCUGGAUUUGAGAACGAUGUUUGUGAUCAACCUUGCAAGGGCUGGCAUGUACACACGCUUGCUCAUUGUGGAUUACCAUGUGAAAGUGAUGAAUAAUGUAAAACAUUUGCAAAAGGACUACAAGGUUCCUUGAAUUUAUGACUGUUUUCUCCUAGCCUCAGAGAUGCCCCCACUGUUCUUUCGAUACUUCAGGUGCGUCAAUGUUAAGUAGAGGGCCUGAAGAUUCUUGGUUCUUAUGUUGCUCCAGGGCUGAAAACUUCUUAUGAUCAAUUGAGACGGAAAAAAUCUUUUUGAAGAGUUGCAUUUGGUGUGGUGUGGUGAGGUUAGAACUGGCAUAAUUAGAACCGGAUAUUCAUGACAUCGACACCUUUACCUACAAAGAUCUGAAUCCAGUUUCUCUAGCAUACACUUAACAAUAAUACAAUGCCUCAAGAACUUCUUCUAUUAUGGCUAGAGCAAGACCCGAUCUCAACUUAGCGGCUGGAAAAAUGAAGUUCAUGAAG